UCUAUUCCGUUGAAGGCUCAGCACCGGCGAAGACGAAGAUGGCGAGUCUCUGUCUCUCUUCGCCGUCUGUUCUCUCUCUUCGCCUCCGGAAUCGCAACAACAGACCUGUUCUCUCUCUAACUUCUCGGCUUCGUUCGCCGGAGGCUUCCGUUCUCCGUUGUGGUUCGAGUUCUGCUUGCUUCAAUCCGCUAAGAGUAUCGGUUGAUUGUCUGCGAAUGGCGACGAUGAGAGUAGAAAAGCGGGGAAGGAGGGGAUCGAGUGUGGUAUGUUAUGCUGCGCCUUUGAGUCCUCGUAAUCUGCAGUGGAUCUCGACCUUCUCUUCUAUUGUGCUUAUGCUUUCGAAGGGCACCGGUAUCCAGAAGUCCUUCCUUGUUCCUCUUUUUGCCCUACAAGCACCAGCGAACAUUAUUUCCUGGAUGAAGGGUGAAUAUGGCAUCUGGGCAGCAUUCAUGGCACUUCUUGUUCGACUGUUUUUCUUUAUUCCAGGUGAACUUGAAUUGCCAUUUGUGGCAUUGCUCUUGGUGAUUGUGGCGCCUUACCAAGUUAUGAACUUAAGAGGAAAGCAAGAAGGGGUUAUCAUUGCUUUGGCAAUCGCCGGGUUUCUGGCUUUUCAGCACUUCUCACGAGCUGGCAGCUUGCAGAAAGCAUUUGACCAGGGCUCAAUUCUUGCCACCUUAGGAAUCAUUUGUGUCACAGUUGUAUCAUUCCUUUUCUUGAUGUGAAUAUGCUCUUGAACAAUAAGGAGGUUAUAUGUAAAUCACUAUAAUAAUGUGCGCGACAAGACAAGAAGCAAUAUGCUGUAUAUAUGUGUGUGUGUGUGUUCUUGUAAUCACAAAAGUAUGCAUGCUGUGUUUCUCC
Messenger RNA from Tarenaya hassleriana, 858 nucleotides. Its product is annotated as cold-regulated 413 inner membrane protein 1, chloroplastic-like. Bases 39 to 722 code for a protein of 227 amino acids. The transcript is spliced from 6 exons. The record is from RefSeq and is a predicted model, not a curated record. Lineage: Eukaryota; Viridiplantae; Streptophyta; Magnoliopsida; Brassicales; Cleomaceae. Gene Ontology annotation, cellular component: membrane.